Messenger RNA from Oikopleura dioica, 1659 nucleotides. Lineage: Eukaryota; Metazoa; Chordata; Appendicularia; Copelata; Oikopleuridae. The record is from the annotation of a GenBank genome assembly.
AUGACUGCGGAGGGCUUUGAUUUUCUGUUUACACGGUGGCCAGUGAUAAGUAAAUGGCAAGUCUUAUGGGCGUGCAUGGCGGGCUACACCUGGUAUUGUACGGCUCUUACUCAAGGGGGCUCUGUCAUUCUCCAACAAACUCCAAAACAUCGAUGCAAAACAGCACUUGACGAUACCAUCGAAGGGUUUUCCUUUGAAGACGGCCUUGAAUUUUCCCCUUCUUCUUGUGAAAAAUACCCCGAUUCCUGGACAGCUCAAUGCCUUCAUGGAGAAAAUCUAUCGGCAUGUUUCAAUCGACAAUCUGCGAACCUAACGACGGUUGAAUGUGACAGUGGGUUCAUUUAUGAUGACGAACUAUUUGAAUCAACAUUCGUAACGGAGUUCGACUUGGUUUGCGAAAGGUCUUAUGUCAACACUGUCUCAACAAGUAUAUUCAUGUCGGGACUGUUCGUCAGUGUGUCUAUUUUUGGUCCUAUUAUGGAUCGUUUUGGGCGACGGAAAGGCAUGCUUUUUGGUCUCAUAGGACUGAUGAUCGCGAAUGUUAUAAUUUCAAUCUCCAAUUCUGUGGCAAUGUUCACUCUUGGGCGAUUUCUAGCGGGUGCAUUCGCCAUGGGAGCCGCUACUUGCUGCUUUGUCUAUGCUGUCGAGCUUCCUGGCGCAAGAUGGAGGACAUGGUUCGGUCAAGCUGUGAAUAAUUGCUGUUCGCUUGGAUUUUUGACUCUUUCGUUCAUUGGGUACUUUUUCAAAGAUUGGCAAUCUCAGUCGCUAGCUAUAGCAGUUUUUCCGCUGCCUUUUGUGCUAUUUUUCUUCUGGGUUUUGCCUGUUUCAAGUCCGUGGCUUUUCUCAACCGGCAAUUAUGAGAAGGCAAGUGAGAAUAUACUUGAAAUCGGCGUAAAAUACUUUCCUGACAGGCAAAUCGAUUAUGAGUUCACUGAGAAACUCACUGCUCAAAUCAAAUUGAAACAAUCCGACGAAAAAAGCGCGCAAGUUCGAACUCAACUCGAUAUUUUACGUCCUCCAGGCAUGCGGAAAAUAACGAUGAUCGAGCUCUACCAGUGGUUUGCAACGACACUGGUAUUCUACGGCUUGGCGUUCGGCGCUGGAAAUCUUAGUGGAAGUUUGCUCCAAAAUAACGCGUACAAUGCACUGGUAGAAAUUCUUGCUCAGACCGUCACGCCUUUUUUGGUUGAUAGAAAGAUCAUCGGAAGACGCUAUGGAACUAUCAUAACUAUGUCUAUUGGCUUUUUGGCUUGCUUUGGAGCUGCGGCGUGCGAUGUUCUUGAAAUGGAAAACGCCAAGCGAGUUCUGGCAAUCAUCGGGAAAUUUGGAGUAACAGGCACAUUUGCCUGUAUUUAUAUCCACACCUCCGAGCUUUUCCCAACUGAGGUUCGAGGAAUCGGAGUAGGAUUUGCCUCAGCUGGCGGGAGAAUAGGUGGAAUCUUUGCACCUCUCGUUCUACAGUUCGGGAACAAACUUUCAUGGCUUCCUUUUUUCAUCUUUGGUUGCUUUGGUCUCGUGCAGGUCAUAACAUGCUUUCUACUUCCAGAAACUCUCGGCCAAGAAAUGCUCGGGUCAAUCGAAGAGGCAGAAGAAUUCUACAGAAAUCCGAAAAUGCAUGGAAAAAGAAACUACUCGCUAGCCAAGCUACAAGAUGAAUAA